UGAUACAUUAAAAUAUAGUUAUAGACGAUGAAUUUUUGGCCCUUCAGAAAAUACAAAAUGGGGUAAAAUUUGUAAAGGAAAUGAAAUAGAGGGGUGAAAAUGAAAAUGAAAAUGAGGAUAGAGUGACAUUCACUUCGCUCCGAGGAAAAAAGGUGCUUUCUUCGUUUCACCAUAGAGAAAGCAAAGGGGUCUCUCAAACCUCUUUCAACAGUCCAAGGUUGCACAGUUUUAACAGUUUAGGUUUUUGGCUUCCAAAAGGAAAAUAAAAAAACUGUGCAGCUCUGGUUACAAAGUCAUAGUUGCUUUGUUGUGUUUCUAUGCAUGAAAUUGGAGUUAAAGAUAAUUCUAGAUGGAAUCCCUUUGGAAACUUGUGUAUUUGCUAGAGCCCGCUCCCGUCACACUUAUCACCACGGCUGUAGCUGUGGUGUUUGGAUCUGCUUUUCGAGCUCUAAAUUAUGGGAAAGAAAUGGAGCAUAAUCGGGACAUGUCAGAAGCAUCCAUUACAUUGGAUAGGUCCCAAGCACUGAUGAUCCCGGUUAUGAGUUCUUUUAGCUUGCUUCUGAUGUUCUACUUGUUCUCAUCAGUCUCGCAGCUUCUCACAGCAUUCACGGCCAUUGCUUCUGUGUCGUCCCUUUUCUUCUGCCUGUCUCCUUAUGUUGCAUAUUUGAAGUCACAGUUUGGUUUGGCUGAUCCUUUUGUUUCACGCUGUUGCUCGAAAUCUUUUACACGACUCCAAGGAAUGCUAUUGUUUACAUGCUCUUUUAUAGUGGUUUCUUGGCUUGUUUCUGGUCAUUGGAUACUGAACAAUAUGUUGGGCAUAUCGAUAUGCAUCGCAUUUGUAAGCCAUGUGCGUCUUCCAAACAUCAAGAUUUGUGCAAUGCUCCUCCUUUGUCUGUUUGUAUAUGAUAUUUUCUGGGUUUUCUACUCUGAGAGAUUUUUUGGGGCAAAUGUCAUGGUAUCAGUGGCAACACAGCAAGCAUCAAAUCCUAUGCACACAGUUGCUAAUAGUUUAAGUCUUCCUGGGUUGCAACUAAUAACAAAGAAAUUGGAGUUACCUGUAAAGAUUGUCUUUCCAAGAAAUUUGUUGGGCGGUGUUGUUCCAGGAGAGAGUGCAGCAGACUUCAUGAUGCUUGGUUUAGGGGACAUGGCCAUCCCAGGCAUGCUCCUGGCUUUAGUCCUCUGCUUUGAUUAUCGCAAGAGCAGGGAUACAGUAAAUCUCUCUGAAUUACGUUCUUCGAAGGGGCACAAAUACAUAUGGUAUGCGCUACCUGGAUAUGCCAUUGGUCUGGUAACUGCUUUGGCAGCUGGGGUCUUGACCCACUCACCUCAACCCGCACUCCUUUAUCUGGUGCCUUCUACCUUGGGACCUGUAAUUGUGACCUCUUGGAUAAAAAAGGAGUUACACGAGUUGUGGGAAGGAAACAUACCAAAUCUCAAUGAUAAGGACCGUGAAGUAGAAGUUUAGUCUGUUAACUCGUGGGUUUUAUAGCCAAAAAGAAAGUUGUAAAUUCACUGAGAAUCUUUAAUCAUGCGACUCACCAAGAAAAUUGGCAUAAAAUGUUAAAGUUGUUAUGUCUUGAUGUUUUUAUUCAUACACCAAAAAAUUAAAGGAAAUAUUACACAAGACUGCAUCCGGAAAGAAAAAAUCGAGGCUGUAUUUUUCCAAA
Cicer arietinum (chickpea) is the source of this 1667-nucleotide messenger RNA. RefSeq names its product signal peptide peptidase-like 1. Gene Ontology annotation, molecular function: aspartic endopeptidase activity, intramembrane cleaving. Gene Ontology annotation, biological process: membrane protein proteolysis. The record is from RefSeq and is a predicted model, not a curated record. NCBI's taxonomy places the organism in Eukaryota, Viridiplantae, Streptophyta, Magnoliopsida, Fabales, Fabaceae. Gene Ontology annotation, cellular component: Golgi-associated vesicle membrane; cytoplasmic side of endoplasmic reticulum membrane; lumenal side of endoplasmic reticulum membrane.